Phymastichus coffea is the source of this 2109-nucleotide messenger RNA. It is a transcript of the gene Ric, whose product is annotated as GTP-binding protein Rit1. Lineage: Eukaryota; Metazoa; Arthropoda; Insecta; Hymenoptera; Eulophidae. Gene Ontology annotation, biological process: Ras protein signal transduction. Gene Ontology annotation, cellular component: plasma membrane. Gene Ontology annotation, molecular function: GDP binding; GTP binding; GTPase activity. The coding region runs from base 496 to 1206 and encodes 236 amino acids. The record is from RefSeq and is a predicted model, not a curated record. The transcript is spliced from 6 exons.
GCUCCGUCACACACUGGCCCGCACUGCGCGUGGGCUUCGGUUGACUUUGUUUUUAUUUUUCACGCGCCGAAAAAUUUUUUUCGCUCCGACUGCCCUUCGACUCGCUCUCCAAUCAAAUUCUAAUUGUUCCGUGUACUACUCGUUCGCCGCCUAUACACGCAAUAAAAAGCAACAAACGACUACAAUAAAAAGACUCGCCGCGACCUACUUUUGAAAAAGAGAGAGAGAGAGAGAGAGAGAGAGAGAGAGAGAGAGUGCGCGCGUGUGCGUGCCACCUGUAAAUAGAUAGCGCCAAAACCCGCCUGCGUGCUUAAUUAGACGGUGCAGCCCGUCAGCAUGGGCCUUCGAUUUUGCUGUCGCAUUAAUUAUCUUGGGAAUAAUGAUCCAACGAGAAAAAUGCAAACGAAAUGGUGAGAGGACAGUUUUGAGGUUUCGAGCUCUCUUCGUCUUUCUACGUCGUUCGAAUGUACGAGCAGACAUGAUAAAAGCUCAAUAAUGACAGAUGUACUAUCGGACAGAGGUACUUCUUACUUGGAUUCAGACUGCAAGCAUGACAUUCCCAUCAUCACGCAACCGACGACGAGAGGCGGUCUCAGAGUUUACAAAAUUGUAAUACUCGGCGAAGGAGGCGUUGGGAAAUCAGCUGUUACUCUUCAAUUCGUCAGUCACAGCUUCCCGAGCGAUCAUGACCCGACAAUCGAGGACUCGUAUCAACAGCAAGCGGUCAUCGACGGAGAAGCUGCUCUCCUCGACAUCCUGGACACAGCUGGCCAGGUCGAAUUUACAGCGAUGCGAGACCAGUACAUGCGCUGCGGCGAGGGUUUCAUGAUCUGCUAUUCCGUGACGAAUCGUCACAGCUUCGACGAAGUCAUCGAGUAUCGCAAACUGAUAUCGCGAGUUCGUGCUAACGAAGACACUCCGAUGGUGCUCGUGGGCAACAAAUUCGAUUUGCAGCUUCAGAGAGAGGUGACGACAGACGAAGGCAGAGCGCUCGCGAGCCAGCUCGGCUGUCCGUUUUACGAGACGUCCGCGGCGCUUCGCCAGUUCAUCGACGACUCGUUCUACUCACUGGUGAGGCAAAUACGGAUGAAAGAGAGGUCGCGAACGACAGGUCCGCGAAAGCAUAGCCGCUGGUGGAGGAUACGAUCGAUCUUUGCGUUUAUCUUCCGUAAGAAACGGCUGAACAAUCCACAUGAUUCACCCUGAAUACAAUAGACGGCAACUAUUUUAGCGUGUGAAACGUGUGUAAUGUAGCGCGAGAAACACAACGAAACCUUACCAAAUUGAAUGAGUCUUCCCGAAUGACGGUGAUACACACCAUGUGGUCAUGUGUAACUUUCUCGCAUUUAUUCGGUUCUCGUAGGCGCUGGUCACCUGCGACGUACGAUCCCUUUUAUAUAGAUAUCUUUUGCCCUCGUUGACGAAAUGGUUUGUAAUUUUUUAUAUAGAGUUUAUUCACGUGUAUGAAUUAUAUUCGAAAUGAGAAUUUAUAUUGUUGAUUGGAAUUAACUUCGUUAUCGAAAGUAUUCGAGAAAUACUCUUGUUUUUGCUAAUGACGGAACUCCUUUUUACGGAUGCUUACAAGUUAUGAAAUCUAUUUUUUUACGAAGCGAGGAGAAGGUAAAAAUGAAGUUGGCACCCCUUGAAUGCAGUAUUUGUAAUAAACUUUUUUGUCCGAAUGACAGAAACCAAACGGCCUUUAAUUGCAUGUGUAAACAUUACAUAAUUCUAGGGGUCUUGUGUAUUAUUUAGGAUUACCCAAUGUGGACGUAAUAAUCGACGUAAUAAUUGUAUCUAGUCGCUAUAAUAUAAACAUGUCCUAGUCAAAGCCUUGCAUUUCGUCCAGUUCUUCCAAUUCUGAACAUUGCUUUUAUUUAUGCUACGGCAUUCAUCAAACAUCGAAUAUUCCAUUUUUUGUAUCCAUUAAUUCUUUUAAAUCAUUUAGUUAUUAUAUAUUUAUUAAUUCUAAGAAGAAAUUUAUAAAGCGUUAGGAAACGAUUGCAUUUAAUUUUAUGUAAGAUAUUAAGUUAGUUUGAGUUAUAAUCGUAAUGAGAUGAAUAUUCUAAUCUGAUAUAGACGAGAAAUAACUAUAGAAAAUUUUUAUUUUUG